Molecule: messenger RNA, 2710 nt
Organism: Anastrepha obliqua
Lineage: Eukaryota; Metazoa; Arthropoda; Insecta; Diptera; Tephritidae
Exons: 2
Coding region: 167-1582 (471 amino acids)
Molecular function (GO): protein binding
Source: RefSeq, a predicted model, not a curated record
GCUAACUUUUGCAGCAAUUGGCGUGAAAACAAUUUGGAAAGCAACAAAUGCAAAUGGCUGCAAAAGCCAAGGCAAGCCUAAGUGGCGUAGAGAGCAAAAGGACCUAAUAAGGGAGAAAGAAACAAAAAAAGUUCUUCGAAGCCAGCACAAAAAACACGCGUCGCCGAUGUUAGAAAGGCGCCAAACGGACACUCUGCCACAUCUCUGCUACAACGUGAAAUGUCCGCCCAUGUCCGAAAUGACCUGUCCGCCGGACAGCAGCGUACGCGAAAUUCUCAACACAAUUGAAGUGCAGCAAAUGACCGCAGCGCCCGAUACCGUCGACGAAACGCAAUUCAAUAUCACUGAAAUUGAUGAAGAAAUCUUUGCCGAAUGUUGUCUAGCAAAGAAGUGCCUCUGCAAAACUUGCUACAUACCCGACUGUCAUGGCGAGGAUGAAGUAGUCGUGGAGCUGUUGCCCGAAUCGAUGAACAAACCCGGCCAUUGUUGUGGUGAAUAUGAAUGUCAACGCAAACCGAAUUGCACAGCAGGAGGCGAUAGUCAGCAAUAUUGGCUGAAAGGUUGUCAGCGCUGCCACUGCUUCUCGGGCAAACCCAUGUGCAUACAAAUCUGCGAUGAGGCUGUCAACAAAACCAAAGCAAUUUGCAAACCAGAAAAGUUGAACGUCUUCUUUGAGCAUGGCGAAAGCUGGCGUGUGGGCUGCUAUGAGUGUGAAUGUGUCGAUGGCGUUGAAAAGUGUGUGCUACCCUUCUGCAGUAACAUCAAUUGUCCGCGAGAGCGACAGGUGACGCUUAAGGAUGGCUGUUGCCCCAUUUGUUGGCCCGACUGUGCGCCCAUGCCCAACGAGUUGAUUAGCGCUAGGAAUGGGAAUGAUAAGUACGGCAGUGGGCCACGUCGUUACGAUGAUGAUAUAACAGAGGAGCUAGACGAUAAUAAUACACCGCAUAACACAGACUAUAGUGCAGAGAAUGAGAUUGACACAUUGCCGGAUAUACCAUUCGGGGAGGAGGACGAACAGCAGCAGGAGGAAACUGAGAAGCAGUUGAGUGGUGCUAACAGCACAGCUGAAGCGCAGACAACUACGAAAGCAGCGGAUGGCAACACAACCACCGACAGCAGCAUUAGCGCUUCAAUCUCUACAACCACCACCACCACCACUACUACCAUAACCACAUCCACAUCCACCGCCAGCCCAGCAGGCCACACAACUGCUAGCUUAGCGCUUGCCGAGUACUUGCCUAUAUCGCCCAGCACCGCAGCCCCAAAGGCAAUCGAUGCGCUGGCCAGUGAGCCUGCUAUUGUCACCGCUUGCCCGCCUGUUGCGGCCUCACGUCACGAUGCACCCGCCACUUUCCAGCUAUACCCCGAAGAUGUCAUGCCAGAAGUUCAAGUCAUAACGGAGUCAUGUAAGCACUGGAUGAUCUACAUUGUCAUCGGUAUUUUGGUUGCUCUCAUUGCGGUACUGAUAGCUUGGAUUAUCCAGUUGCGUUUGAAACAACGCUCCUAUCGGCCAGUCUCGCAUACCGAUGAUAAUUUCAAUAAGAUGUCCUGUAAUAUUAAGGCAACAAAUGCGUAUGUUUAAGAGAUGAGCUUUGCAGUAAGAAGGAAGUGCACAUGCAUAGGUAUCUGUGUAUGUGUGUCUGUGUGUACGUGUUAGAAAGAAAGAAAGAAAGAAAGACGGUUUGAGCAGAUAUUUUUCCUACGAGGAUUCGACGAAAGUAUAGUGUUUGUAUAAUAAAAGGAAGAUGAAGGUACCUACAUGAAAAACAAAAGCAACAAAAAGAAAGUACGGAAAAGAAAGUAAGAAAAGCUAAGGCUUUGAUCCAAAAUAUUAACAGUUGAUAAUUGUAUAGUUGAAUAACUAAGCUUUACGUUCUUAAAACAGGUGUUAAAAUAUAUCGCUUUCUUGCCAAAUCGAAUUAAAAGGUAGCUUGAGCAAAUUUUUCGAGGAACAGCUGAAGAAAAAUGGACUAAUGCGGGCAACAAAUGAUUCAUUUACACAUUUUUAGAGGCCUUGAAUUGCAAAGCUUUUAAAUUUCCAUUUUAAAAGAACCAUCUUAAUAUGAGCUGAACAGCUCUACAGUUGCUUGUAAUUUAGCUUAACUCAGUUACGGCCUGGAUACCUUCGAUCCUACUCGAGCUUGACAUAAAGCUGAUCUUAGAAACCGAACUAUCGCAAAGCAUCCGGUGGGGCUUCGAUACCGCAUUUUAUUUGAAAGUUUAGGGAUUAUUAUAAAUUUGCGCAGCCAUUCAUUUACGAGAACAUCUGAGGGGUACUCAAAGGUGUAGCUUUUUUGAGGGUUCGAAAAUGAGUAUAGUUGCUUAGCUAUUAUUUGCCGACAAAUUCUAGAUUUGGUGCUCUGGAUUUUUGAUUGCUUCAUAUUUAUGCAGCCUUCAUUUGACACAUCUUAACUUUAUCCGUUUUACUCAGAAACUCAAUUGGCGAGAUAAUCAUUCAAGUACAGACAAAUCAUAACAACGGAUCAAAAUCACGUAAGCGGUUAUCAAGAAGAAUAAUUCAUACGCCUAUAGAGCGCAAAGUGUCCAUACAGGAUCCAUAUGGGUCUAUCUUAACUAAUAAAGGAAAUUUCGAAAUUUCGUGGAACAAGCGGCAUUUUCAUUUGCAACAAAUGCGUGUACCAGAACAUCGAGGACAAAUUAAAUAAGUUUCUGUAGUUGUUUAAGAACGAUUUUCCCCACGCCAGACGUA